Bradysia coprophila is the source of this 1615-nucleotide messenger RNA. Its product is annotated as alpha-(1,3)-fucosyltransferase C-like. Lineage: Eukaryota; Metazoa; Arthropoda; Insecta; Diptera; Sciaridae. Gene Ontology annotation, cellular component: membrane. The record is from RefSeq and is a predicted model, not a curated record. Gene Ontology annotation, molecular function: fucosyltransferase activity.
UUGAUGUAAGUGGUGGCCCACUGUAAGCGAUUUGAUAAUGUAAAAUCAGUGUGUUGGAGAACAACGAAAUACUUGAAAGCAAAGUUUGAAAAUUUAGUGGACACAGAUCGAAUUUAUGAUUUUUGCAUUCAAAUAAUGGUAGUGAAAGUGAAACUGCGAAAAUCCAAUGUGGUUUUAUUGUUGAUGAUCGUCUUUGUGUGCUUCAUUUAUUAUUACUGGCGUCAAACUAGUUCAUUGAAUGGAAUCGUUGCAUAUCGAAUGCUAAAUAAAAAUCGUAACCAGACACUGGCAAAUAAUCAAAUUCUAAUCUACAACAAAUACUACAACAUUGGUUGGAAAGAUCUGUUUACGGGCGAACCACUUUUUCGAGAUAAUCGAUGCAUCUACACAACCGAUCCCGACGACCUGAUGACAUCGGAAUGGGUACUGAUUCACCAUCGUGAUAUAAGGAAAUUCAGCGAUCUGCCACAACAGAAAUUUUUAGGCCAAAAAUGGAUUUUGUACAACAUUGAAUCACCGAUGGGCAACCGGCGCUGGGACGAUAUGAAAUUGUUUCGUAAUAUCGCUCCACAUUUUGAUAUAACAAUGAACUACCGGCUGGAUUCGGACAUUCCGAUUCCGUACGGAAUGAUAGCAAAGAAUGCAAAUGAAACGAUUGCCAGUUUUGAAAUUGAUUUUCAACGAAAAACAAAGCAAAUUGCAUGGUUCGUCUCGAAUUGCGAAUCGUUUUCAAGGCGAGAGGAAAUUGUCGAAAAAUUAGGUCGACACAUCCCAAUCGACAUCUAUGGAAAGUGUGGUACGUUGAUUUGUCCAACUGGAGGUGAUCAUUUUUUCAAAAAUGAGGCUUGCUAUCAAAUGCUGUCGAAAGAUUACAAAUUUUAUCUGUCGUUUGAAAAUUCCUUGUGCAUCGAUUACGUUACCGAAAAGUUGUUCAACAUUUUAAACUACGACAUCAUACCGAUUGUGUACGGCGGUGUGAACUACUCUCAUAUUCUACCAGCAAACUCAUACAUCGAUGUGAGGAACUUCUCAUCUUCUGUGGAAUUGGCCAGUUAUUUGAAUUAUGUCGGCAAUAACGAGGCUGUCUACAGAUCGUAUUUUGAUUGGAGAAAAGACUACCACGUACAGUCCGACUUUCCAAACACUCUCUGUGAUUCCAUAUUGGAUGGUAACUUUCCUCACAGUAAUAGAGACAUUUUCAAGUGGUGGUUAGACGACACGUGCGAAGAUUUAACUAACUGUUGCUGGACUGAAUAAUACUAAAAGUUUCAGCGUUUGCAUAGCUUUAAAGGUUGUAUGGUAAGAGCGGUCUGAGAACCGUUUUUCGUGAUUGAGAAUGUGAGGAUGGCGUGACUGCCAUUUCAUAAAAAUGUAACAAAAACCACAAAAUCAAAUAACAAUUCAAUGGAACAACGAAUGUCUGGUGUGACUUUUACAUUAAAGUAUUUCAGAACGAAAAAAAAAUCGUCACUUCGCAAACGCAAUAAUUAGUCUUUGUGUUAAAUUACAGGUGAAUAUAUGGAAUGUUUUGUACUGACUAAUCUAAUGCAUCGAUUUUAUUGCUAUCGAUCUGACAACCUGUUCGUUUUCUGCUACAUAUAAAUGUAUAGAGAUA